Messenger RNA from Amblyraja radiata (thorny skate), 6122 nucleotides. Its product is annotated as striated muscle-specific serine/threonine-protein kinase. Gene Ontology annotation, molecular function: ATP binding; protein kinase activity; actin filament binding. Gene Ontology annotation, biological process: cytoskeleton organization; protein phosphorylation. The coding region runs from base 67 to 5880 and encodes 1937 amino acids. The record is from RefSeq and is a predicted model, not a curated record. Lineage: Eukaryota; Metazoa; Chordata; Chondrichthyes; Rajiformes; Rajidae. The transcript is spliced from 32 exons.
CGCUGUGCCACUGUGAGCGGUGCAUGUUCUCGGUUCUCCCGCCUGUGUCGAUGUAGUAAACGUUUUAUGAUAUCUGCUUUCUCUUGUUGCCCCCAUGGAAGCGAAGUAUUCAGCUCCUGCAGGAGACACAGCUAUGACUCGGAAGAAUGUGGUGAGGAGGAGGCUUUCGAGCCCAGGAAGGCCGCACCCUCCGAAGGACAUCUGGGUCCACACAGGCCCAUCCAGAGAGUGCCUGCCGGAGAGCGGGAGUGUUUCACCGCGAGCACCUCGACGUCGGAGAGCACCCUCUCCUCGCUACGCACGGCCCCCGAGCUGCCCCUGCCCCCCGAGCGGGCCGGAACGGGGGGGCAGAGAUCGCCGGCGUGGAGCUGGAGUGGAGGAGCGGAGGCGGUGGAGGAAGAAGAGGAGGAGGAGGUGGAGCAGGAAGGGGGCGCCGCUGCCGUGGGAGCGGUCAGCGCGGCGGACCAGCCGCCAAGGCAAGGGGGGACGCCGAUCCCCGGCUACCCGCAAGUCAGACACCUAGGCGUGGAGCCCUUGGUCAGGGCUUCCAACUCUAACCUGACCUGUAGUAGCUCCGGGUCGGAAGGCAGCCUGUCUGUCGUUAGCGAUGCUUAUGGCAGCAUGUUCAGCCUCUAUAGAGGCAGACCCUUCUUUAUACCCAUUGGAGAUUCUGGGAUGACUCCCCGUGUGAUUGUCUGUCUGUCUCUCCUCUGUGACAGGGAGCUGCGUGAAGGCUCGCCGGCCAAGGUCCCCUUGUCGCGGUGGGACCCCAUCAUGGCUCAGAGGGUCCCGUUCCCCGCCAGCCUGAAGGCCAGGCCGCUCAGCCCGAAGGCCCAGCGUGUGGGGAUGGGCCCGGUGCAGCCGACCACGCCGUUGACUCCGAGACGCAAGCUGAGCACGCCGGCGGCCUACAGCGACACGGUACCGGCUGAGUUCCAGGACAAGGCCAAGGCCAAGGCGGAGGAGUCGGGCCCACUGCGGAGAGACAGCGCCGACAGCCUCUCCCCCCGUCACGGCUCCAAGGUGUUCGACCGGGUGCGGUACUUGGAGACGUUCCCCGAGAGGCGCCGCAGCUUCGACCUGUCCGACGGCCAGGCCUGGCCGGGCUUCAGGAAAUCGCGCUCCUUCGACCAGGCCGACACCCGCCAGGCCCGGCGGCGAGGAACCUCCUUCUCCGACCUGCUGGAGGCCGAGGCGGGCCAGCGGAGGUCCCUCUUCCGGCAGAAGGCCGCCUCAUUCGACGAGCGCACUCCCCGCCACUCCCGCGACAUCGAGCUGAAGAUCUCCGAAGAGCUGGGCCGCCUCAAGCGGUCGGCCAUGGCGUCCCCCGUGGCCAAGCCCGUGCUGAGGUCGCCCGUCCUGGAGCGCGCCGUCAACCGCGAGCUGUCGUCCCGCAAGGCCAGGCAGGCGUCCGAGCCUCCCGCCCUCCCCUCCUCCGCCGCCCAGCGCAAGCCCCUGCAGCGAGCUCUGGCCACGGCCGGCGCUGACCACGAAGAACUGGAGACCCCCGGAGAAGAUGGGGGCCGAGCGGCAGCCAACCACGUUGACCGACCUCCAGGUGGGGCCUGGAGGAGAGACCCCCGACCGGCCUCGGCCUCAGACCAAGCCCACCCACCUUUCGUGGUGGAGAUGGUCAAGAAGGUCACCUUGACCCCCGAGACCCGCCUGCCCACCGCCAUCUUUGCUGCCAAGCCCGAGGUCUCUGGAGGUCUCAAUCCAUCAUCUCUCAUGUCCAAGGAGACUCUGGACAGCUUGGACGUUGCCAACUUGGGCUCGGAGGCUGCUGGUGCCAGGUUGGGUCUCGCCCCCCUCAGCCCAGCCGGUGACCCCGGACAACUGGGGCACCCCAACCCAAGGACCGCGGAGGACCAGGAACAUCCCAAAACAGAGAGUCCAACGGAAGGGGCAAGACCACCGGCAUUGGAGAAGUCCGCUCGCAAAGUGACCAGAGUCAGGUCCAAGAAAUCUCGGCCCAUCUCUCCGGAACUGGAAUCGUCCGAUGACUCGUACAUCUCGGCCGGUGAAGACCCGCUUGAACCGCCGCUGUUUGAGAUCGCCAUCGCCGACACGGUGGUGACGCUGGGAUCUGGGGUGCUGCUGAAAUGUAUCAUCACUGGGACUCCCAUGCCCGAAGUGGUCUGGAAGAAGGGCGGGGAGAUUGUGAGGACCAGCCCGGGCCUGGUGGUGAAGGCCGAAGGGGAACGGCACACGCUCUUCAUCCCCGCCUCCGCGCCUCUGCACGGGGGCCUGUACUCUGUCACCGCCUCCAACGAGGUGGGAAUCUCCAGCUGCUGCGCAUCUGUCCACGUUCACACCGGCCCGCGUGACGUCCAGACGCUGACCAUCGUGUCCGGGGUGCGUGACGUGACGGUGAACGCGGGGGAGUCGGCGUGCUUCGAGUGCGAGGUGCGGGGACCGGCGGAGCUGGACGUGGACUGGCUGGCGGACGGCAAGCUGGUGCAGCCCGCACUGCUCAACUGCAAGAUGCACUUCGACGGCAAGAGGUGCAAGCUGCAGCUGCAGUCCGUGCAUGAGGACGACACCGGCGUGUACAUGUGCAAGCUCAGCACAGGCGCAGAGGAGAAGACGAGCAGCGCCCAGCUGACAGUCCUGCCCUCCGUGCCCCCCCUCUUCACCCGCAAGCUGCAGGACCUGGCCGUGGUGGAGGGGAGGGGGGCACACCUCAACAUCAAGGUCAGCGGCACCCCCCCACCCACGCUCACCUGGACCCACUACGGUGAGAAGGUGAUUGAGUCGGAGGACGUUCGGAUCCUGAAGGACAACGGCCUCCACUCGCUGCUCAUCCUCCACGCGGUCUCUGAGAACGAGGGGGAAUAUUCCGCCAUCGCUCAGAACCCGCACGGAGACGCCUUCUGCUCCGCCGAGCUGUACGUGGAGGAACCGCGGCCCAUCAUCUCCUCCCCCAUGGCCAAGCUGGAGAAGAUGCCGUCGAUCCCGGAGGAGCCGGAGAUCCCGGAGAACGAGAUGGAGAGGUUCACCAUGCCGGACUUCCUGAAGGCCAUCCAGAACGUUGACGUGACUGAGGGCAAGGACACGGUGCUGGAGUGCCAGGUGACCGGCCUGCCCUACCCUUCCAUCAGCUGGUACCACAACGGCCAAAAGCUGCUGAGCACCGAGGAGAGGAGAAUGACACAGUAUAAGGAUGUCCAUCGCCUGGUCAUUCGCUGCGUCGACCACUCCCACGCGGGCGUCUACAAGACGGUGAUCGCCAACAAGGUGGGCAAGGCCACCAGCUACGCCCACGUCUACGUCUCCGACGUGGUUCCGGACCCGCCGGCUGGGCCUGCGGCCGCGGUGGCUGUGACUGGACGCACCGUCACCCUGCGCUGGACCCGGCCGAAGAAACUCGACCCCUCCAUAGACCCCGGCACACUGACCUAUGUCAUUCAGAGCCAGGUGCUGGGCACGCCCCAGUGGCACAUCCUCAAGACCAACGUCAAGGAGACCACCUUCACCAUCCAGUCGCUCAACAAGGGCAUCCAGUACCUCUUCAGGAUUCAGAGCGCCACGCCAAAGAAUUGCAGCAAACCCUGCCCCGUCUCCGAGCCCGUCAAACUCCUGGACAGAGGUCCAUACCUGGAGGAAGUGCCCUGUAUCAUCGACAAGCCCGACGUAGUAUACGCCGUGGAGAACCAAAGUGUCUGUAUUACCUGUACACUCAACUACGUGCAAGCUGACGUCACCUGGAGCAGGGAGGGGGUGCUGCUGAGCCACUGGCCGCGGCAGUGUGAGCUGACCAUGCCGGACGAUGACCAGCACUCGCUCUGCCUGUGGCGGGUGGGCCGGAUGGAUGUGGGGGAGUUGCUGGUCACUGCCUCCAACGCACACGGGGUCGACUCUACUCACAUCCUGCUACAGCUCGCAGAGCCCCCUCGCUUCGAGUCGAUCAUGGAAGACCUGGUGGUCAGACCAGAGGACAACGCCAGGCUGGGAGUGGUGGUGGAGGGGAGGCCCCUGCCCGUCAUCCACUGGUACAAGGAUGACAAGGAGUUGAUGGAGAGCAGCCACCUAUCCUUUGUGUAUGAAGACAGCGAGUGUUCACUGGUCAUUCUCAACACGGCCCCUGCGGACAGCGGCGUCUACACGUGUACAGCCCGCAACCUGGCCGGAGACGUGUCCUGCAAGGCCGAACUCACCGUGGUCAAGGGAAAGGCGGAGAGUGAAGACCCGAUGGAUGAUGAGGAUACAAUCUUACGGAAGAUGAGGCUGCUGACUGAUUACUACGACAUUCACCAUGAGAUCGGCCGUGGCGCCUUUGCCUGCGUGAAGCAGGUGACGGAGAAGAGCAGCAGCGUGGACUACGCGGCCAAGCUGAUCUCAUUCCGCGCCACGCCGCGCGACCAGGCGGUCCACGAGCUACACAUCCUGUCCCAGCUGGACCACGAGCGGGUGGUCUACUUCCACGACGCCUUCGAGAAAAAGAACACCCUGACCAUCGUCAUGGAGCUAUGUCCGCAGGAGGAACUGUUCGAUCGUCUGAUCAAGAAGCCCGCUGUGCUGGAAACCGAGGUGAGGUACUAUGUCCAGCAGAUCCUGGAAGGCAUCAGGUACCUGCACCAGAGCAACAUCCUGCACCUGGACAUCAAGCCUGACAACAUCCUCCUGGCCCACCCUGGCAGUGACAGUCUCCGCAUCUGUGACUUUGGCAACGCCCUGGAGCUCACCCCCGACACACCGCAGUACAGCCGGCUGGGGACCCCCGAGUACGUGGCCCCCGAGAUCAUCGCCCAGACGCCCGUCUCCACCGCUACAGACGUCUGGCCGCUGGGAGUCAUUGCCUACAUCGGGUUGACGGGAGUGUCGCCGUUCUCCGGAGACAACGACAGGUCCACGCUGCUCAACGUGAAGAACUACAACGUGGCCUUCGAGGAGAAGAUGUUCGUCGACCUCAGCCGUGAAUCGAAGGGCUUCGUCACCAGCCUGUUGGUGGAGGACAAGCACCGCCCGUCUGCCGAGGACUGUCUGCACCACGUCUGGUUCUUGAGCGUCGACACAGUGAAGGGGAAGAUGAUCGACACCGAUCCGCUGAAGUCUCUCGUCUCACGGAGAAAAUGGCAGGGGUGCAGCGGUGACGAGAGAGAGGUUGCCAAGAAUGUGGGCAACGCUAUCUCCAAGAGGUACAAGGAGAACGUAUACGAGGGUCAAGAGCCUUCUGAUUUCUGGGCCCUACUUGGAGGGAAAGGACCGUACGCCAGCAGUAAGAGGUUGCAGGAGGAACGUCACGAUGUCAGUCCACGCCUCUUCGAAUGCUCCAAUCAGACCGGCCGCUUUGUGGCCACAGAGGUCACCGACUUCAUCCAAGAUGACCUGGACGAUGAUGACGUGAUGCUUCUGGACACCUGGGAGCAGGUUUUCCUGUGGAUCGGUAAAGGAGCCAAUGAACGUGAGCGGGAUCAAGCAGCGGUCCUGGCUACGGAGUAUCUCAACACCCACCCGAGCAACCGUGACCCGGGCACCCCCAUACUGAUCGUCAAGCAGGGCUUCGAACCCCCGACUUUCACCGGCUGGUUCAUGGGCUGGGACCAGCACCUGUGGACUGAUGGAAGAUAUGGAGAGCUGCAGCCAGGUUUGGAUGAUCCACGGAUUCUAGAGGAGCUGAUGAACGACAUGAAAGAAGUGAAAAUCUCACACACCUACAGUGAAAUAUCCACGUCCAAUCAAUCCUGGCAGACCUACCCAUUAGAUCAACUGUUGGACAAGCUGCCAGAGGAGUUACCUCCUGGUGUCGACCCAACAAGGAAAGAGGAAUAUCUGUCGGAUAAAGACUUUGAGAACAUUUUCGGCACAUCACGCUACAAGUACAAUUCAAUGCCAGAGUGGAAACAGAAGAAUAUGAAGAAAGCAAAGGGUUUUUUUUAGGAAAAGCCAGCCUGAUAGCCGAGUCCUUCGGGGGAAUUUUGGCAACGUUUUUAUUAGAUCAACCAUGUAAUUUUUUUAUCACUUAGUUUGAGGUGUUGGUUGUGUCGUCAGCCUUGGUUUUAGUUUUAGAGUUACCGCUCGGAAACUGGCCCUUCGGCCCAUCGAGCCCGCGCUUACUACCAUCGUUCAUCCAUGUUCUAUGCUAUCCCACUUUCUCAUCCGCUCCCUGCACACGAGGGCCA